Molecule: messenger RNA, 1106 nt
Organism: Chinchilla lanigera (long-tailed chinchilla)
Lineage: Eukaryota; Metazoa; Chordata; Mammalia; Rodentia; Chinchillidae
Gene: Cinp
Product: cyclin-dependent kinase 2 interacting protein
Source: RefSeq, a predicted model, not a curated record
CGGGGGCAGCCGGGAGCCCGUUCCCUGGCAACGGGGUCGACGGGGCCAGGGAAGCGGACUCCGCCGCGGGCUAGAGCGGCCGAGUCGCAAGCGUCGGCGGCCGGGGCGUGGCGGACGUGACGCAGCGCUUCCGGCGGCCGUGGGCGGGACUUCGAGUCUCCUUCCUGGGAUUCGCCGGCCGUAUGGAAGCAAAGCCUCUCGGAGCUGCAGCACCCCGAAAGCCUGUCUUAUCAGUCAGUGCCAGAAAAAUUAAGGACAACGCCGCCGACUGGCACAAUCUAAUCCUGAAGUGGGAAGCCCUGAAUGACGCGGGUUUCGCCACUGCAAACAGCAUCGCCAACCUGAAAAUCAGCUUACUGGGUAGAGACAAGGCAGGACCGGAGAGCAGCAGCCUAGCUUCCGAGGAUGAGGAAGAAAAGACGCACCCGGACUAUGACAAGGAGCUCGAGACACUGUGUGAGGAGCUGCAGGCCACUUUGGAGGGUCUGACCAAAAUACAGGUGAAAAUGGAAAAGCUGUCUUCAACCACCAAGGGAGUUUGGGAGCUAGAAAAUUACCACUACGGAGAGGAGAGCAGCCGGCCCCCUCUGUUCCACACCUGGCCCACAGUCUACUUUUAUGAGGUUGCACACAAGCUCUCCGACAUGUACACCCGGGAGCUGCUCCUGAAGCGCACAGUGGGCGCCGAGCUGGCCCACGCCUCAGACCGAGACCUGAUCCUCAGCUACCUGUCCAUGUGGCUGCACCAGCCCUACUUGGAGCGGGACAGCGGGCUGCUCCUGGAGAGCAUGCUGCUGGAGACGGGCCACCGCACACUGUGAGCUCGGACCCUGCCUCUCGCUCUGCCUGAGCCGCCGCUGGCCGUGUGGGGUGCGGUCCCGGCAGCAGCCUCAGGCGCCCUGACCCCGCCGCAGCCUCUGCUGUGUCAUCACGCCUGCUGGAAGCUGCCGCCCAGGAACCCUCUCGGGCAGAACUGUGCCUCAGACGGGGAGAAUCUCACUGGUGGCGCUGAGUGUACACUCGUGGAAACCUAUCCCUUCACAGCUUCACUGUAUCCCUACCUAUAUUUAAAUCUCCAUGAGAAUAUAUCAGUUUUGUAACCACAA